AUGUAUCAGGUCUCCAUCCUGCCUCUCACAUUGGCAAAAUUUAGACCCAGUCGGAAUAACCUGCUUGGUUAUUCAAAAGGACUUUUUUGGGGAUACUCACCAAGAGUGUUUUUGUCAUUAAUUUUAGCUGAUAAUGUGUCCCACAUCUCUCAGAGACAGGCGUCUCCACCUGUUGAAGAUGGACAGGUGUCCAGCUCUUUGGCCCAGCAUCUUGGUCCGGCAGUCCAGACAAACCCAUGGUGGAUCCCUCCUUGGAAGCGAGGGCCGGACAGGACGGGUCUCCAGCAAGCUGACGACAACAGCCUUCAGUCGGGCAAGCCUCUUGGUGCGGGACGAGGCAGAGGCAGAGGCCGGGGCAGGGGACGGGGGCGUGGACGUGGACGUCGGGGACGCUAUAAUGGAUCCCAGCGCCAAUCUCAAACUCCUGAUCCUGCUUUACUCGCGUUAAAGCCAUUCGGAGACGAGACAACAGAUGAUCCACAGCCAUCCCAGAUAGUGAAGAAAAGCUCUUCGUGCAACACGGGCCCAAUGCAUCAGCAGCAAAGAGAGAACGGCUUGGCUCCGGUGGAUGAGGAGAAAGUUAAAUUGGAGAAGAUGCCCAACAAUAAAGAGGCCACACUUCAGGUUCAGGAGGACCCCAAAGUAAUGAUCGGGAGCGGCUUGCGUAAAGUGUGGAUCCCAUUGUCCGUGUACAAGGAGGUGUUUAAGGAGGUGGAGCCGCAGAAGGCUGUGGAGCCGGUGCUUCACGCUCUCUUCCCCAUCAGCACACUGUCCUGCAGUGCGGUCACAGGCAACCCCGCAAAGGGCAUCCAGCAACUCGACCCUAACAAAAUAGAAGCCCUUCGAGAGUUCCUGGCUGAGAUGUACCCACAGUUUGAUGUCGGCGUGAGGGGUGUGUCAUGGGCACAGUGUCUUGGAGUGAUCAACAACAUCACCAAAAACCUCAAGAAAAGAACUGAAAAAACAUCAUAUCUGCCAAAGGAGGUUGAAGGAGACACAAAAAAUGACCCUUCAUACUCACGAGGGUCUGUUUUGUGUUGUAAUCCCGAUACACACAUACUUCAUUUCAAUUAA
This is a messenger RNA of Rhinichthys klamathensis goyatoka, 1074 nucleotides long. RefSeq lists its product as uncharacterized. NCBI's taxonomy places the organism in Eukaryota, Metazoa, Chordata, Actinopteri, Cypriniformes, Leuciscidae. The coding region runs from base 1 to 1074 and encodes 357 amino acids. The transcript is spliced from 4 exons. Gene Ontology annotation, molecular function: DNA binding. The record is from RefSeq and is a predicted model, not a curated record.